Messenger RNA from Gryllus bimaculatus (two-spotted cricket), 4983 nucleotides. Lineage: Eukaryota; Metazoa; Arthropoda; Insecta; Orthoptera; Gryllidae. The record is from the annotation of a GenBank genome assembly.
CAGAGAAAGUCAAAACAUGAAAAAAAUGGAUUAUUCUACCUAUCAUUUGGUAACUAUUUCUAAGUAAUGUGUUAGCAAUGCAUUAAAUAUUUUAUCGUGAUGGCAGAUUAUAUGAGGAGAAAUGCUAUUCAUGAUGCAAAGAUAAAUAUUUCCACAAAUCUCUGAACUUCAGUUUGAAUUUUAUUCGCGGUUUAAAUUUAAUGUUUGUAAGUGACUCUCGGUUCGGAAUCAAGGCGAACACUGAAAAUAUGAAGAGAUGAGCAGAGGUAAAAACCGAGAGAAAUGAAGAGAAACGAACGUUCCGACAGCAUAGAAUACGGGUCAAAUAAUACGCGUUCUGUGACUGAUUGUGGCCGACCGACACCGCCGAAACCGGCGUCAAACGCUAUAAGCAAGGGAACUUCGGGCCUGUCUUCCUUGGCAGUGAAGAAACUGCGUGUGUGAAGUAGAAUGAAUCACAAUAUUGCGAUAAUGAACGUUGUUUGUGGUGAGAAGAAGUUACAUAACGUAGUGUGUACUUGUCUCAUCUUUUAAUUGAACCGAAUUGCUUGUCAAACGCGACCUUCACUGAAUACAGGAAGGUUAUAUUAAAGCGGUAUUUUAGUAUGCAGUUGAAUGAAAUCUCUCGUCAGUCGUUAGAGCGCAAAAUGGGUAAGACGCAUUAUGGAAAACAGUGGAGCGUAUUCGUGGAGUUGAUGGGUCGAUCAGCAAUGUUGUAAAACUUUCUGGAGCGGCUACAAAAAUGGGUCGUCUUCCGUACGUGGGCAAGGAACGUGAGGUUAACACCUAUCCAGCAUCACUAUUGUUGGUGUCUGUAUUAGGCUCCCUGGGCACUGCCACGGGAUCUGUUAUCCUGCUAGGACCUGAAGAGCGUAUAUCAGUUGUCCGGGGUGCUUGGCUGUCAUUGUUGGGCCUUAUCUUCUUUGCUUCAUUAUUUGAUCUCCUCAACUAUAUUGCCUUGCGCACUGACUUUGGACACAAUUUUCGCAAGAAAUAUGAAUUGACCCUUUCAGAGGUGCUUGAUAUUUCCAACAAGACUGUUUCAGCUGUUCAGGCUCUACUUUCUUGCAUUACUGGUACAAUUGUAUGCCUAUGGUCUUGUACUAGAUCAUUUCUAAGGUCUUCUCAUUUUAUGUCCGAAGCAUAUGCUUGGUUUGGAGCUGCUUAUUUUUUUUAUGAUAUCUGGUCAAUGUAUCGAGUACAUACUGUUAAUGCUGCACAUCGCCAUGCUCGUCGUUUAGCUCGCUGGCGAGAGUACCUUUAUCAACAACCUGUCAUCGUUUUCCAUCAUCUGUUCAUUGGCUCCUUUGGAUUUCUUGUCAUUGUGUAUUUGCGUGGUGGUUUAGGAGAUUGUGUAUUUGGCUUUGUGUAUCUGAUGGAACUUAGCACCCCAUUUGUAUCAUUCAGAGGCAUUUUAAGUAAAUUGAAGGCGGUGAUGGGACUGCCUGCUGGUUGCAAAGCAGGAAUUGCUACGUUAAUGUUACCACAAGUCUAUUGGUUCCUGCUAAUGGUGCAAGGUGCAGCUAAAGUAUUUUGCCCAUCUGUAUUUGGCCGUGGCCAUGGAGGCAGCAGAGCUCAGAUUGCAACACCAACUAGGAGCAUCGACUCCCAUCAUGACCCUGUUGAUAACUACCGUGUCAAUGGCAAAAGCUGAUCAUUGGACCUCUCCAGCAACUUCCAGCAAACCCACAUUUUCAGCUUCCUCUCUGUGUCUCCUGCCGCCUGCUGUGUUCAUUGUACAUUGUAUAUUGCCUGUUAAUACUCUUAUUUGUAUUGAAUAUUCUUUGUCGUACUCAAAUCACUGUAUAGGAAUUAUAUCGUUAUUGGGAUAUGAUUACAUUUCGUGUUGAUGUGAGGAGACAUAGAUUUUAAACUCCUGAUGCAUUUCUCAAAAGAAAACAUUUAAAUUUCUGUUUAUUUUCUGUUCCAUUUUAUUUUGCAUUUUCGCAAGCUGCUGUUGCAUUUCUCAGAACAUGGCCAUACAAUUUUAGCAUUUUUCUAUUAUUUACUUUAGCCUUCUAGGUUAGUGUUUGGAAGAUUUAUAAUGCCAAUUGUCUUGUGUUCUCUGUUUUGUUACAUAAGCUUUAGAUGAUUCCGUUUGAGAGUUCUGGUCUCACAAUGAAACAAAAAUACUCAGUUUGCAGCUAUGAGAGAAUUUUGAGGAAAUUGUUUUUGUGAAUUCAUUUAAAUUGCACUGGCUUCCAUUGUGCUGGUCUUCCCACUGUUACAGUUUUUGUGCAAGUUGGCAUGUGCACAUUAGUGUACUGUGGUAGCUAUUGUUAACAACUAAGAAACAUGCCUUCUGUUGUGCAAGAUUUUGAAGUUGAAUAAUGCAUUGUAGAAAAACCUGGAUGCAGGUUUAAAAUUGGGGGAUAGGAUCUUGAAGGAGUUAAUGUAUAAUUUAGAUGUAGAUCUGUUGAGCGCAAUAUUUUGUGUUUUAGAUUCUGAACUUCUAAUUCUCAUUAAGAGCAUUUAAUUUUAUGUUCUAGACUUUUUAUCUGAUUUAAUUCAUGUUCCUGUAGAAGAUCGCUUGGGAGAUUCAGGAAGACUAGUCAAGCUGAUUAGGAAUGUAUUGUCUUCUUCCCAUUUAGUCAUAUUCCUAGGCUUAUUCACAAUCCCUCCAUGUUGUGUAUUUCAUAGCAUGUGUUUGCACCUGACUGUAGAGUCAGCAAAAUAGCAUCAUGCACAAUGUUGAAUGUUCAUUCUAUCAUGCAGAUAGGAUACUCUUUGGUUUGUGAUGUCAACCAUCUUGUUAUAUCUGAAGGUUGCUUUGCUUUUGAUUAUUUUAGUCUAGUCUUUAGCUGAAUAUCUUCAGUUAGACAAGGCUCAUGAAAGCUUAGUUGUUUGGACUUGGAAUGCAGCAGAAACUGCUUUCCUAUAGCAUUUCCUGUAAUCAUUGUCUUAGGUUAGUGUGCUGUACAUGUUUUAUGCUCCAAUAUGUACACCUGGUGUUGUGGAAGAUAUGGGUUGUUCCAAAGUAGCGAAUUUGUUUGUCAUAUAUAAUGAAUAUAUUUUCUAGUCCAUAGCUGAUUGUCUUCCUCCAGGUGAGUCAGUUAGAAUAAUGCGAGGUUUCUGCCUUGCAAGUACAAACAUUCGAGAUUUUCCUUAAUGGCUUCCUCCAACCAAUGUCUUGGUGAUAAAAAUCUCAUGUUAUGUUUAUUUAAGUUGAUGAUCCACCUUCUUUUAUUAGGGUUUUGUUAUUUAUUAUGUGGAAAGAAAGGGAUGCACAUUUAUGUGUGCAAGUAAGUAAGCCUGCAUUGACAACAAGACUUAUUUAUAAUCUCUGUACAGUGUGCUGGCAAUAAACUGUUACCUGGUGUUGUAGUACAUGUUUUUUUUCUUCUUAACCAUGUCGUUCUGGUCCUUUUUUAUAAUAAAAGAAAGAUUGUAACAAGUGUUUAAAAUUGCUUUAGUUUAGUAACUUAUGGAGUCUCAUUUUGGAUACUUGCUUGAUAAAUGCAUGUGUUGUUAAAAUAACUUGUGAAUUGUUUUCAAGUUCUUAGCUAGGUUAUCAAUACCGAAAGGUUAUUUUAAUCAAUCCAUAAUCCAAGAGAUCUAAAAGAUUGCACUUUCACAAUGUUUAUAUAUAUAGUAAACACCACAAUGAAAAAAGGCAGUUGUUAAAACAAUAUUGAGAUUGUACUCAUAGGAAAGUAUUAAGACAACAUCCAAAAACUUUAAAUAAUUUUGCCUGUUGAAAUUCAGUAAUGGACUAAUUUUACAAAAAUAUACCAGAUGUAAAAAUCGACUGGUUGAGUGUGACAAAAAAAUUUUUAAACAAAGAUUCCCUUGCUUUACAAAAAUAUGCAUACAUAAAUAUAUAAAUAAAUGAGAAAAUAUGAAUGUCUAUAUAAUCCAGGGAUAUCGGAAAUUGGUCAAAAACUUAACUGCAGAUUGUGUCAAUAUUUGCUUUUACAGAGGCAUUUGAAUUUUUCAGAUGGUGAAGAUAUUAGAGAGACCAAAUUACUCAUUCAUUUAUAACCAAAAAAAAUUGUUGGUACUUUUCUCUCUUGUGGAAGUAAGUGAUUUGAGCUUUUAUGGUAAAGGCAAUCAUAAUACAUUCAAAACGUAAUUGGAAAUUGAAUUACAACAUAAGAACAAAACAAGAUUUCAGAAAAUAGAUGAUCUUCUUGCAGAUUUUGUACGUGCAAGGCCUGUUGUUUGCAAUAUAUCAUCUGCAUAACCUUCACCAUUGCUUUCUGUCUCUGGAGUUUCAUGGCCAGUUUCUAUUUCAAAUUCAGAAAAAUCUCGAAUUUUUUGCAUCAUUUUGAUUUCAUUCAGAAGGUCUUCAUCCUUUAAGUGGUGCUAUAAAAGAUACAAUAUUUUAAAUUACAUGUUGCAACAUGGUAAUUUGAUGAAAUUAGUGUUGGACAUGUAGGAUCUUGCUAAUGCAUUUCCUAUUUGCCACUUUCAUACAUUUAUUUCUAUCCUGUGAAUACAUUAAGAUUUGCAUUACAUUAAAGAAGUAAUGAACAAAUACUUCAGAAUUAAAUUGAGGGUUCUUUUGUUGUUUUUUGGCAAUAAUUAAUGCCAUAUAUGGUUGUUACUAUUUUUAUAAAAUUAAUAAUUAGAAAAGUAUAUUUUACCUCAUUUAAAAAGAAAAUGAAAUUAAUUGUAUCAAAUGAUUUUUACUCAUUCAUAUCUUAUAAUGAAAUAGCAAUUCUUGAAAAAACUGUAAUAUGAAAAUCAAAAGUAAAUGAAAUGUCUAUAUUGAUUGGAUUUAAUGAGCAGGAUACUGUAUUACUCAACACAAAAUAGAAACAAUACUAUUUAUUUAAAUUUAUUUGUAAGGAAAUUUAAUGAUAUACAAAUGCUUAGGUAAAACUAUUGAAGCUAGAAAUGUGGUAUAUGGAAUCUACAUUUUUCUUAAUAUGGUGUUACCACCAAGAGGUAUUUCCAAAAUUCUACUUUCUUAGGAGCGAAAAAGCUUUGGGUAUGUACAAGUGGGUGGGUAGGGGGAAUGCAAGUACACAUUUGUGAGGG